Molecule: messenger RNA, 1339 nt
Organism: Alosa alosa (allis shad)
Lineage: Eukaryota; Metazoa; Chordata; Actinopteri; Clupeiformes; Clupeidae
Gene: pglyrp5
Product: peptidoglycan recognition protein 5
Exons: 4
Coding region: 408-971 (187 amino acids)
Biological process (GO): peptidoglycan catabolic process; innate immune response
Molecular function (GO): peptidoglycan binding; N-acetylmuramoyl-L-alanine amidase activity; zinc ion binding
Source: RefSeq, a predicted model, not a curated record
UUUUAUGUGGAUCAAUAUAUGCAAACAAAUUCUUGUUUUGAGAUGUAUGUGAUUCAUUUGAUUUCUCAUCACUUAAUGAAUCCAAACAAGCAUCGACUGGUCACCACCAUAAUGGGUGUGAGUCUUCUUUUAAAAAAAAAAAUACUUCCGUGUUUGUGUAUAUGGGAGUACAAAAUUGUCCUAAAUAUAGUGAAGUCUUUUGCUGCUAUAUUGUUUCACUUUUAUUGUGCAACGCACAGUUUUCCGUCCGUGCGAUCAGUGGUAUGGUGUGACAUGGGAAAGUACGCGGAGAGAUAGUCCGUAUAUGAGCAUUGAGUAAACCCUUGUUCCGUAAUCGCGUGACUGCAAUGCCUAGUGACGAGAUGGUGGCUUAUUUACCAAACGAUUAAAACACAUUUGGAGAGGCGAUGUUGCAUGUAAACAUGGACAAAGAAGAUACAAGACGAUCUGGAUACUGUCCGUUCGAAAGGCAGGAAGUGAAUAUAACCUCUCGAUCUGACUGGGGAGCCAUGGACCCCCGGAGAAAAAAAGAAAUGAGUGAACCUGCCAAGAGAGUGGUCAUCCACCACACGGCAAUCCGGAAUUGUGCUACUGCACAGGAUUGUAUGGAACAAGUAAUCCGUAUACAGAAGAUGCACGUGAGGGAUAGAGACUUUGAUGACAUCGGUUACAGCUUCUUAGUCGGGCAAAAUGGGAUGCUAUAUGAGGGACGCGGAUGGGGCAUCGUUGGGGCGCACAGCAAAGGACAUAACCUGGACUCUGUUGGGAUCGCGUUCAUGGGCAAUUUUAACGAUGAUGUUCCUACUUCUGCAGCUUUGUCAUCCGUCAAACGCCUGCUACAGGAUGGGGUGUUACAGGGCUUCUUGAUCUCCAAUUACACCAUUUUGGGGCACAGGGACUUGGCGAGUACCGAGUGUCCCGGAAAUAAACUUUAUUCUGAAAUACAACGCCUCGGGUCUGAUAGGGAAUAAGUCUACGGACAUUCUCUAAUGUUUGUUUAUCUAAAUAUUUUCAUUGACAAGACUGUGGGUGAGUGGUGGCGGGUUGAAACACUGCAUUGUUCAGUGUUUCCAUCAAGUCGAUGUGGUGAGUAACUUUUGUUAGCUCUGCACAUUUGAUAAUACAUAAAGAACAGCUACCAUUUGUAUCUGUUUGAAGACCAUUAUACUGACAUAUUUUAUUUAUGCAUUGCCGACACAUGAUCUGUUUUCUAAGAACGCCAACCUCUAAAUUGUGCGAUUUGUCAAUGGGUGGGGGGUAAAUGUUUGUAGGCCUACAUGUAAAUGUUUAUAAUGUGUAUUUAUUUCCAAACACUUUAAACGUUAGCUAAAUGUUUUGA